GAGAGAGAGAGAGAAAAAGAAGGUUUUCAGUUACCCAAACUCUCACCAUCCCUCUGCAGAUAAUAACAGUUUUAGAGAGAGAAAGAGAGUAGCAGGACAACGAGACGAUGAUGAAGACAGUGCUGGCUUGUGGAGCCCCUCUGCGUUUUGCGCAACAGUUCAUUUCCUUCUCCCAGCACGCAUUCCUAGGUAUUCCUCACGCACUACUUCCUUAAAACCCUCGCCACAUUUCCACCCUCCCUCUCUCUCUAGACUCCCCCCCUUCUUCUCUCUCUCUGCGAUCGAUUUCGUUUUGAAGUUCUGAACCCCCGCGACGAGUUGACUCAACUGCGGGGGGUUGAAGUAAGCAAACACACAAACAAUGGAUCCGUGUCCGUUCGUGCGCAUAACCGUAUCCAACCUCGCCCUGAAGAUCCCCGUCGCCUCGAAAGCCGCUCGCUCCGUCGUCCACCCCUCCUCCUCCCCGUGCUUCUGCAAGAUCAAGCUCAAAACCUUCCCCCACCAAACCGCCGUCGUUCCGUACAUCCCGCCGGAACACCACUCCCCGGACCACUCCCAAGCCCCCGCGGCAUCCUUCCACCUCAGCAAGUCCGACCUCACGAAACUUGCCGGGAAAUCUCUCUUCGCCGGAAAGCUUCACCUCAAGAUCUACAUCUACACGGGGCGGAGGGGGAGCACGUGCGGGGUGAACUCGGGGAAGCUGCUGGCGAAGGUGAGGGUGCCGUUGGACUUAACGGAAGCGGAGGCCAGGGCUUGCGUGUUUCACAACGGGUGGAUUUCGGUGGGGAAGGACGUGAAGGGGCCGAGCGCUUCUCGAUUCCAUGUGAAUGUGAAGGCGGAGCCUGAUCCGAGGUUCGUGUUUCAGUUCGACGGGGAGCCCGAGUGUAGUCCUCAGGUGUUCCAGAUCCAGGGGAGUAUUCGGCAGCCGGUUUUCACUUGCAAGUUCAGCUUUCGAAGCAACGUUGAUCGGAAUCAAAUAUCCAGAUCGUUGCAAUCCGAGGGCCACAGCUCAAGGGGGUGGUUAAGUUCAUUCGGAAGCGAGCGCGAGAGACCGGGCAAAGAACGCAAGGGCUGGUCAAUCACGGUCCACGACCUCUCCGGCUCGCCCGUCGCGGCCGCGUCGAUGGUCACCCCCUUCGUCGCCUCCCCGGGUUCGGACCGCGUCUCCCGGUCCAACCCCGGCUGCUGGCUCAUCCUCCGCCCCGGCGACAACACCUGGAAGCCUUGGGGCCGCCUCGAGGCCUGGCGCGAGCGCGGCGGCGCCCACGACGGCCUCGGCUACCGCUUCGAACUCAUCCCCGACAACUCCGCGGCCGGCGUCGUUCUCGCCGAGUCCACCCUCAGCUCCACCAAAGGCGGCAAAUUCGUCAUAGACCCAGGCUCCGUAUCAUCCUCAACCAACGGGAGGUCGACACCUGUAAACGCCACGUCACCGGGGUGCAGCCCGAGGGGGAGCGGGGACUACGGGUACGGGCUGUGGCCGUAUUGCUUGUACAGAGGGUUCGUGAUGUCGGCCGACGUGGAAGGGGAGGGGAGCAAGUGCGGUAGACCCACGGUGGAGGUGGGCGUGCAGCACGUGAGCUGCACGGAGGACGCGGCGGCGUUCGUGGCCCUGGCGGCCGCGGUUGAUCUGAGCAUCGAUGCGUGCAGGCUUUUCUCGCAGAAGCUGCGGAAAGAGCUCUGCCAGCCGCAAGAAUUGUUGUUCUCGUGAUGGGGUGGAAAAUGCUUGGAAUCUUUUCUUAAGGUUUUAGGAAUCUUUGUUAACGUUGUGUUUGUUUGUUAUCAGUACUGACAAACAAGUUUUUGCAGGGGUUUUUGUACAGUAGAGAGAGCGGGGAGAGGGGGAUUGGCAAGGCACGCCUUGGUUUUAGUUGUGUGGCUUGUGUAAUCUUUGUUUUUUUUUUUUGUUGCUACUACUAGUAGUAGUAGAGUAGUAUUUUCUUGUAGGAGGGUGAUUUUUGGUUAAAGUCUCGUUUCGUUAAAAUUUUUAUUUUGUGCGUAUUAUUCGCUUUAAGAGACAGGUCAUUCUCUCAUAAUAUAUCAUCUUUCAUUCCCUUGGCGGAGCAGGGCUUAACCCCGUUGUUUUGUUUUUUGGAUAAUACUGUAUUUGUAGGAAGCUGACUCUGGUUAAAGCGAAAUUGAAAUUGUUUAGGCUGAAAGU
This is a messenger RNA of Rhododendron vialii, 2161 nucleotides long. RefSeq lists its product as uncharacterized. The transcript is spliced from 2 exons. The record is from RefSeq and is a predicted model, not a curated record. Bases 362 to 1711 code for a protein of 449 amino acids. NCBI's taxonomy places the organism in Eukaryota, Viridiplantae, Streptophyta, Magnoliopsida, Ericales, Ericaceae.